AUGGGCAGAGAACAGAUCGUGUCGAGUAAAAGCCCUCGCAAAGAUGCCAUCGCCUACGUGAAAAACAAUGGCCAGCACACGCUGGAGGUCGACAAAUUCAUCGAAGCCGGUCGACCCAGCGGUGGAGACGGACACGCCGCCUACGCGACACACUAUACCUCGAAUGGCAGAGAACAGUUUGCCCCCGCCAUGAAAGGGGUGACAGGCCGAGUCGUCGAAACAGGGGAAUCGUUCUAUAUCCGCGACGACUACGACUUUGCGAACCCCACCGAGGAGGGGAAAGGGUACCACGUCAAUGUGCAGCUGGGGAAAGAGACCAGAGCGUAUGUGUCGGGGAGGAAUAGCCAGGCGGAGUACUUUGAUCGUACGAACAUGACGGGGGAGAGGGUUCAUUUUGAUGGGCCGGAGAAGGCGGCGAAGUGGUAUCUCCAGGGUCAUUCUGGGUGAUAUACGCCCUGAAUGCUUCGAAGAUCAGAUAUUCUGUCUUGAGAGUCUUUAUAUCUAGGUAGGAUUGAGUUUCGGGG
Molecule: messenger RNA, 524 nt
Organism: Penicilliopsis zonata CBS 506.65
Lineage: Eukaryota; Fungi; Ascomycota; Eurotiomycetes; Eurotiales; Aspergillaceae
Exons: 2
Coding region: 1-447 (148 amino acids)
Source: RefSeq, a predicted model, not a curated record